Manis javanica (Malayan pangolin) is the source of this 5660-nucleotide messenger RNA. RefSeq names its product RUNX family transcription factor 2 (gene RUNX2). Gene Ontology annotation, cellular component: nucleus. Gene Ontology annotation, biological process: regulation of transcription by RNA polymerase II; regulation of cell differentiation; ossification. Gene Ontology annotation, molecular function: ATP binding; DNA-binding transcription factor activity, RNA polymerase II-specific; RNA polymerase II cis-regulatory region sequence-specific DNA binding. Lineage: Eukaryota; Metazoa; Chordata; Mammalia; Pholidota; Manidae. The record is from RefSeq and is a predicted model, not a curated record.
GCCACAGUGGUAGGCAGUCCCACUUUACUUUGAGUGCUGUGAGGUCACAAACCACAUGAUUCUGUCUCUCCAGUAAUAGUGCUUGCAAAAAAAGGAGUUUUAAGGCUUUUGCUUUUUUGGAUUGUGUGAAUGCUUCAUUCGCCUCACAAACAACCACAGAACCACAAGUGCGGUGCAAACUUUCUCCAGGAAGACAGCAAGAAGUCUCUGGUUUUUAAAUGGUUAAUCUCCGCAGGUCACUACCAGCCACCGAGACCAACAGAGUCAUUUAAGGCUGCAAGCAGAAUUUACAACAGAGGGUACAAGUUCUAUCUGAAAAAAAAAGGAGGGACUAUGGCAUCAAACAGCCUCUUCAGCACAGUGACACCAUGUCAGCAAAACUUCUUUUGGGAUCCGAGCACCAGCCGGCGCUUCAGCCCUCCCUCCAGCAGCCUGCAGCCCGGCAAGAUGAGCGACGUGAGCCCCGCGGCGGCGCAGCAGCAGCAGCAGCAGCAGCAGCAACAGCAGCAGCAGCAGCACCAGCAGCAGCAGCAGGAGGCGGCGGCGGCGGCGGCGGCGGCGGCGGCGGCAGCGGCGGCGGCGGCAGCUGUGCCCCGGUUGCGGCCGCCGCACGACAACCGCACCAUGGUGGAGAUCAUCGCCGACCACCCGGCCGAGCUCGUCCGCACCGACAGCCCCAACUUCCUGUGCUCCGUGCUGCCUUCACACUGGCGUUGCAAUAAGACCCUGCCUGUGGCCUUCAAGGUGGUAGCCCUUGGAGAGGUACCAGAUGGGACUGUGGUUACUGUCAUGGCGGGUAACGAUGAAAAUUAUUCUGCUGAACUCCGAAAUGCCUCUGCUGUUAUGAAAAACCAAGUAGCAAGGUUCAACGAUCUGAGAUUUGUGGGCCGGAGUGGACGAGGCAAGAGUUUCACCUUGACCAUAACUGUCUUCACAAAUCCCCCCCAAGUAGCCACCUAUCACAGAGCUAUUAAAGUUACAGUGGAUGGACCCCGGGAACCCAGAAGGCACAGACAGAAGCUUGAUGACUCUAAACCUAGUUUGUUCUCUGACCGCCUCAGUGAUUUAGGGCGCAUUCCUCAUCCCAGUAUGAGAGUAGGUGUCCCGCCUCAGAACCCACGGCCCUCCCUGAACUCUGCACCAAGUCCUUUUAAUCCACAAGGACAGAGUCAGAUUACAGACCCCAGGCAGGCACAGUCUUCCCCGCCAUGGUCCUAUGACCAGUCUUACCCCUCCUACCUGAGCCAGAUGACAUCCCCGUCCAUUCACUCUACCACCCCGCUGUCUUCCACUCGGGGCACUGGGCUUCCUGCCAUCACCGACGUGCCCAGGCGCAUUUCAGAUGAUGACACUGCCACUUCUGACUUCUGCCUCUGGCCUUCCACUCUCAGUAAGAAGAGCCAGGCAGGUGCUUCAGAACUGGGCCCUUUUUCAGACCCCAGGCAGUUCCCAAGCAUUUCAUCCCUCACUGAGAGCCGCUUCUCCAACCCACGAAUGCACUAUCCAGCCACCUUUACUUACUCCCCGCCAGUCACCUCAGGCAUGUCCCUCGGGAUGUCCGCCACCACUCACUACCACACCUACCUGCCACCACCCUACCCCGGCUCUUCCCAAAGCCAGAGCGGACCCUUCCAGACCAGCAGCACUCCAUAUCUCUACUAUGGCACUUCGUCAGGAUCCUAUCAGUUCCCCAUGGUGCCGGGGGGAGAUCGGUCUCCUUCCAGAAUGCUCCCGCCAUGCACCACCACCUCGAAUGGCAGCACGCUAUUAAAUCCAAAUCUGCCUAACCAGAAUGAUGGCGUUGACGCUGAUGGAAGCCACAGCAGUUCCCCAACUGUUUUGAAUUCUAGUGGCAGAAUGGAUGAAUCUGUUUGGCGACCAUAUUGAAAUUCCUCCGCAGUGGCCCAGCGGUAUCUGGGAGCCACACCCCAAAUGUAUCAAUAUAUACAUAUAUAGAGAGAGUGCUUAUAUAUGUAUAUCAAUUAGCUAUCUACAAAGUGCCUACUUUUUAGAUUUUUUUCAUUCACUCACUCAGUUACGAUCUUGUGACCGUAAGAGGGUAGAUACUGAGAAAAACAAAAGGCCCAAGAGAGACAAUCAUAAUCAGGUUUCAGAUCGUUUUCUAUUUAAAAUGCUCUUUUACAAACAACCAACCAAAGGAAAAAAGCAUUUCUGUUGCUGUUGUUGUUUGGUCUGUUGUCAUAAAUAACCUGUUCACAUGCCAGUUCAGAGAGGUGGACUCCAGGCUCAGGAGGAAGAAGAAAGCCGCUUCCUCUCUGUGCUUUGAAACCACACACCCUCGCGGCUGCAGCUGUGUGUGGGCCAGUGCGCUCUGCAGGCCAGCUUACAAAGCCAGUCGAGGUGCACAGAAAGGGAAAAGGGAAUGGAUGCUUCGGAGUAACUGUUCCAAACGUUGCUUUCAGACUUGCUCCAAGUACUCAUUUGAACUGUUUGGUUCAGUUUUGUUUUUUCUUUUCUUUUCUACUUUAAGAAAGUGACUUCAAAGAUUCAGAUCAGGAUAGAUUAUUUUAUUUUACUUUUUUAUACUUUUUUUCCCUUUUCCCACUUAACCAAAAAGGAAUUUCAUCCCAAGCCCUCUCUUCCCUUUCCCCGUUAAUGCAAAACUGAACAUGGCAAUACCUUAUUAAAGCCAUAAUGGUAUAGAUAGUGUUUGCGUUUGGCUGUGUGUUAUUUGUUUUCUUUUUUUUUUUAAGUUAUGAAUAUGUGUAAAAUCUGAGGUAACUUGCUAACAUGAAUGGUCAUAUAACUUUAAAGAUAUAUUUAUAAUUAUUUAAUGACAUUUGGACCCUUGAAACAUUUCUUAGUGUAUUGAUAUGUUGACUUCGGUCUCUAAAAGUGCUCUUUAUUAAAUAACAAAUUUCUUCAGUGGGCUAGAGCCAUAUCUGAACUAUUGCUAAGCAAUUUCAGUUCAUCCAGGCACAAUGUGAUUUUUAAAAAUACUUCCAUCUCCAAAUGUUUUAGAUGUAGCUUUUUUUUGUGAUGUAUGAAGGAAAUGUUAUGUUUAGUUCUUUGAGAUCUUUGAUUGCCUCUAACACAGCUUUGCCUUUUAAAGCAAUAAUUAGGGAUUUUAAAAACAACUCUUAACCCUUUAUCACUCAUGUUGCCCUCUGUCAGCAUGAAAUGCUGGAGUAAUGUGGUUCCCUAAUUUCUUUCAAAUAAUGAUGACUUGUCAUAUUAAAAAGACAAGCACAAGUGAAUCGUUGAGCUGCGGAAAAAUGUUCUGUGGUUUAGUAGUUAAAGCAAAACUCUAAAUCGCCAGGCUUCACAGUGAAGGACAUAGUCAGCUUAAAGCCACAUGCGUGGCUAAAGAAUCAAUCAUGAUUCACAUAGUACAGGAAAGGCAAAUUGCACCAGGGAUUCUUAAGCAACCGCCUUACCAAACAGUAAAUCAGGGGAACCCAAAUCUGCCUUAACCAAGGCCCCACUGGCAUCUCUCCACAGAAUUUGCAUUUAAAGGAGCAGAAUUAAGUCAUUGUCUUCUGGGAGCAGGGUCACCUGAAGUAGCAGGCAGAUAGAUGAUCUGGGAGAAUAUACAGCCUGUGGGGACCCAUAUACAACCUUUGACAUUCAUAUUUCUCAUAAUGAAGGUUAGGCAAGGCUAUGUAGAGUUUGGUGUCUACUACUGUGUAUGGAUUUGAGCUAAAGCCCUCCAAUAGGAUGCACUUUGACCACUCCUGGCGGCCACGUGGCAAAUUCUGAAGUGUGAAUCCUUAAUUCAAACCAGGAUCAAUGAAUGACACCACCAGGCUAAUCCCCGCCCUUCUUCCGACAGGACAGGGCCCCUUCAUUUGAAUUCUGUGUCUUCCUAAACAGAACUCUGUAGAGAUGUACCUCCAGGCCCCAGAGGCCUCUUGCUCUCUAGCCAUUCUCAAGCCCACCAAGUGCUGUAGGACGGCUUUUGUGGCAGCUGGACCUGUGCUUCUUGCCUUGAGCCUCCUUUGGAAAUCAUCCUGACUCCUAAUAAAAAUCCAGAGAAAACAAAACAAAACACUUUGCCUUCUAAAGGUUGUAUACCAAGUAUGCUUAGAUAAAUAAGCCACUUUUCUAUUACUUAAGAUGGAAGUAGUAAUUGAUACUAUUUAUUGUUUGCGUGUGGUAGCUUGAAGCAUGCCACUGUCCAUUUAUUUGUAAGUGUGAAAUAUGUGUGUUUGUUUCAGCAGCACUUAAAAAAGCCAGUGUCUGGUUACACAUUUCAAUUUUAAUUAAUUGACAUAAAAAUGUUACCGCCAGUGCCAGCUGGACCCUAUUUAAUAAAAAAGGUACUAUAUUUGUACAUUAUUUUUUAAUGUUAAAAGGGCUUUUUUAAGUUUACAGUACACAUACUAAGUGACUUUAAGGAUGCUUUUGUGUUGAAAUGUUAUUAUAGUGGCUGCAGGCAGCAACCCAGAAACACUUUAAACGUUUUUUUCCUUGGGAAAAACUCAAGCGUUUCUUCCUUCCCCCCUCACUCCAGCCAUUCAUUCCAAUGGGGUAAUUCACGGUUCUUAGAUUAAAUUCUGCUCUUUUUGGCCUGGGGGUUAAAUUUUUCUUUCCUUUUCUUUUCUUUUUUUUUUUUUUAACUGAAACCUUAAUUUGCACUGGGUUAUGUGUAUGAUUUGUGAUUUCAAGACCAAAGUGAAGCCUUAUCACUGCCACGAACCAUGUCCCAGCCAACACUCUAUCUCUGUCAGGUUGAAACAGCCUGGUUCUUUAUGUAGCAUACACGUUGCUGGAGUUUACAGUGUGACCAACACAGCCACUUUUUUCUUUUUCGUUUUAAUCUCUUUCAGUUGUCUCACAAAUUUUAACCUAUGUCAGAGAUCCAGAAUAGGUACCACAGCUCUGGGUUUAGUCUAGUGGAAUGACAUCCAGCCUGAAACUCAGAGACUCAACAGAUUGGCUGUUGUUUGCUCAUUAGACUGUCUUACCCCACCAAGGCCUUUUAAAAACUAGCAGAGAAAUCCACCCCAUUAGGGAACAUCCAUUGCAAAUUCAGAGGGGAGAUGUGUGUGCUGGCUUAAACAGUUCCCUUCAUGCCUAGGUGAGGGACUGACUCAAUCAGAGUCUAGGUUAAUACAUGGAAACACAAAGCAUUAGCAAUAAAAGUAAUUUUAUCUAUGCUAUUUGAAAGAAUAAUAAUAAAUAAAAUAUGACUCUUCCACCUCUUGAAUUUGUUGUUAAAAAGAUAAUGCAUUUAAAAAAUAUUUUCUAUGUGAGAAUUUUUUAGAUGUUUGUUUACUUCAUGUUUACAAAUAACUGUUUGCUUUUUAAUGCAGUACUUUGAAAUAUAUCAGCCAAAAACCAUAAUUUACAGUAAUUUCUUAGGUAUUCUGAGUAAAAUUCCAUUUUUUUGGAUAUGCUUUACCAUUCUUAGAUUUCUGUGGAACAAAAAUGUUUGUAGCAUUUUGUGUAAAUACAAGCUUUUCAUUUUUAUUUUUUCCAAUUGCUGUUGCCCAAGAUUUGCUUUUGUGCACAUAUUGUACAAAUUCCGCUUUGUGCCACAGGUCAUGAUUGUGGAUGAGUUUACUCUUAACUUCAAAGGGACUAUUUGUAUUGUGUGUUGCAACUGUAAAUCAAAUUAUUUGGUAUUUUUCUCAUGAUUGUAAUAUUAAUUUGAAGUUUGAAUUUAAUUUUCAAUAAAAUGGCUUUUUUGGUUUUGU